Molecule: messenger RNA, 2283 nt
Organism: Dissoconium aciculare CBS 342.82
Lineage: Eukaryota; Fungi; Ascomycota; Dothideomycetes; Mycosphaerellales; Dissoconiaceae
Exons: 2
Coding region: 1-2283 (760 amino acids)
Molecular function (GO): zinc ion binding; nucleic acid binding
Source: RefSeq, a predicted model, not a curated record
AUGGCCCUGCAGACACCCCGGCAACCGCGCAGCGGCCUACAGCGGCCUAGCUUUGGCAACACCAAUACAGCAUCCUCGCCGAAUUUGAACGCCUCACUCAGCGCGAGCACCUCGAUCAAUCGCAAGGCCAGCUUGAAUGUCUUGACCGGUGGCUACUCAGAUCCCAAGACACCGAUGACCAGCAAAAUGGAUGCCGACUUGGAGGUGGGCGAUUUGGUGAAUGUGCCAGGUGACAUGUAUGGAACUGUCAAGUUUAUCGGCAACGUCAGAGGCAAGACUGGGAGAUUCGCCGGUGUCGAACUUGAAAAGGAGUUUGCAGUUCGAGGCAAGAAUGACGGAGACGUGGAUGGCGUACACUACUUCACGACUUCAAUACCCGGAGCUGGCAUUUUUCUGCCCGUCCACCGAGCUGAGCGGCGAGACUCGCCGGCGCUCUCGCUCGACAACUUUCCCGCCACGCCUGGCACGCCUUCACAUCGCUCCAAAGGCGACGCUAGAAAUACACCACCGAUCCCUGGGAUGCCCCUGAAGUUCUCGCAGUCAGUCGGUCCAGGAGUGCGACCGAGCAGCCCAACCUUCAAAGCCAGUCGACCUUCCCUUCCGCGUCCCGAAUCGCCCUUGCGGAGGCAAGCUCCUGUCCUGGCGCCUACGCCCGCGCGCACCUUAUCCUCAAGUACACGAGGCGCCCGACCCGCACCUCCAGUGAGCAGCCCGAACAAGAGCACGUUCCGAGCGUCUACCAACAGUCGCCCAUCGACAUCACAUGGUCAAUCCGCUCGUCCGUAUUCGAGGACGGGGUCGCGGUUGGGCAGCCGGCAAGAAGCCGACGAGGAAAAGACACCCGUGCCCAACACGAACGGUCGCAAUGGCAGCAUCGCGUCCGCUCCGUCCUUCGCCCAGCCCGGGCGUCCGUCGUCUCGGCUCGGAAGCGUUGGCGGAUCUGAUUCGGAAAUCCUUCGUCUCAAGACCGAGCUGGCGGAACGCGACAGACGACUCGCUGAGCAGGCUGCGAGUUUGUCGGACAUGGAGGCCAGCGUCAAAGAGCUAUCCGGAUUGUUGCCGACCGAUGGACCCACGCCGAACAGCGCAUAUUCUUUCUCGAUGGAAGGAGAAGGUCAAAAUGCAGCGCAACUCCGCCAAAUGCUGCGGGAGAAGAAUGAAAAGAUCACUUUGCUCACAUCUGAAUUCGACGCACACCGAGCAGACUUCAGGAGCACGCUCGACUCGUUGGAAAUGGCAAGCACUGAGACCGAGCGUGUCUACGAGGAGCAAAAGCGAGACCUUUUGAUCCAGGCCGAGCAAAUGAGCGAGCGGAUACAGGAAUUGGAAGAUCUCAAUUCCAGCAAGAAGGAUUUCGAAGAUGUCGCGCGUCAGCUCAAGGGAUUGGAGGAGUUUGUGCAGGAGCUAGAGGAGGGUCUCGAAGACGCCCGGCGCGGCGAGGCAGAAGCUCGAGGGGAGGUCGAAUUCCUCCGCGGCGAAGUCGAGCGAUGUAGGUCAGAGCUCAAGCGCGAGCGAGAACGGUCGGCAGCGGCGAACGGCAUCGGUGCAUCGAAGGAGAUCGAACAAAAGGACGACGAGAUCCGUGGCCUGAAGGCCAUCAUCCACUCCAUGUCGACCGGCGACAGCAGCACGACCACAGCCACCCUCACCAAAGAAUCCGACGAGAUCAAACGCCUCCAAACCGCCCUCGACGACAGCAACAAAGAGAAGGAGACCCUCGAACACGAACUCGAGCAACUCCGCCGAAACACCGCCGUCACCAACGGCCACUCCCGCAACGAAAGCGACAUGACCGCCACCCUCUCCAACAGCGGCGGCGGCGGCGGCGCCCGUUCUCGCGCCAGCACUUUCCGCGCCACCUUCGUCGAGCACGCCCGCCGCGCCGCCCAAGAAAACCAAGCCCACCUCUCCACCAUCGCCGACGGCAGCACCGCGGCGGGCGGCGGCAGCAGCAAACCCGCCGCCGCCGACGUCUUCUGCGAGAUGUGCGAGUCCAAGGAACACGACACUUUCGACUGCACGCAUUUCCAGGGCAACCACGACACUUCGACCGAAGACGGCGAUCUGGACGACGCGGCUUCCAACGUCAUCAACCCUCUCGUGCCUGCCAGCAGCCAUCGUUCUCUGAGCCCGGGCAAGGAGAAUCAGGCGGAAGGUGGAAGAGCGGCCCACAAUGCUGCCAAGGCGAACGGGGAGAAGAAGAAGGACGACGAGGCGGAUAAAUGGUGUGCGCUCUGUGAGAAGGACGGCCAUCUGGCGUAUGAAUGUCCCGACGAGAUUUGA